AUGACUCCCCCACCCCGUGUAUCAGGGGCGGAGCUCGACUGGGCGGCCAAGGCGCGGCUCUGGGCGGAGCAGCGGGCGGCGCAGGAAGCGGCGGACGCAGCGGCGGCGGUAGCUGCGGCGGCAACAAAUAAAGAAGCAGCAGCUAACGGGGACAAGGAACCGCCGAAACAGGAUACUGCAGCAGCGGAUGCGGCGGGGGGGGCGCCGGGAACGCAACAGCAGGAUGUGGGUGCGGGGGCCGGGGGAGGCGGAGGAGGCGGAUACGGGGGGUAUGUCGCUGCUGACGGGACGUAUGUGGGUGGUGGAUAUGGCGGGAGCUCCGGGGCAGAACAGCAACAGCAGCAGCAGCAGCAACAGCAGCAACAGCAGCAAGAGCAGCAGCAGCAGCAGUACUAUCAGCAGCAGCAUUACCAGCAGUAUUACUACCCGCCUGAAAUGCACCAGCAGCAGCAGCAGCAGCAAAUGUACAUGUACCCACCUCCACCUCCUUCCCACGGCCCGCCUCUCCCCCCCCACACGCAUCCCCCCGAUCCCGCGUCGUUCUACCCGCCGCAGUACCCCCCUUCCCCGAUGCAGUACCCCCCUCCCCCCGCGCAAUUCCCCCCUACUGCCCCCGCUGGUUCGUACAACGGAGUGUACUCGGGAUAUGGGGACGCAAAUGCGCCUGACGCAGCAGCAGCGGCAGCAUCAGCAGGAGCCGGUUUUCCCCCGCAGCACGCGCACGAGCAGCACUACCAGCGCCUGCCCCCGCCACCCCCCCCUCCGCCGCUCCUCUCCGCCCCGCCUCCCGCGCACGCCUCCUCUCUCCCCCCUCCGCCCGCCCCGCCGCCAGCAGCAGGGGCGGCAGCAGCGUACGCGCCGCCAGCCAAUCAGGCAGGAGACAUGUCCGUGCUCUCACCAGCGGUGCUGGCGGCGGCCCAGGCGGCAGCAGCCUCUGCAGGAAUGUAUUUUGAUCCGGCUGUUUAUGACAUGGGAGGGGGUGGCUCUGUCACUCCUGGCGCUAAGCCAAAGAAGUCCCUCCCCUUGUGGCUUGUGGACGAGGUCGUCAAGAAGAAGGCAGCCCUCGCAUCCCUCCCCUCGUGGCUUGUGGAUGAGGUCAUCAAGAAGAAGGCAGCCUUAGCAGCAGCAGGAGCGGCAGACUCACCCGCUAAAGCGCCCCCCAAGGACAAAUGGUACAACGAUAGAGGCCCUCUCGCUGGAACUGGUGCUGGCGCUGGUGGCGCUUCUCGUGCUGGUGGUGGGGGGAGAAGGGGUGUGGAGAGUGACGAUGAGGAGGAGGACGAGGAGGAGGAGACGGAGGUGCAGCGGCGGAUGGCGAUGAACAAUGAGAUCAAGCGCGUGCUCACAGAAGUGCUGCUUAAGGUGGGUUGGAUGUUGAGGGCAGUCGCAUGUGAGGGGGAUUGCACGCACUGCUGCCAGGUGCAGCGGCGGAUGGCGAUGAAUAAUGAGAUCAAGCGCGUGCUCACAGAAGUGCUGCUUAAGGUGGGUUGGAUGUUGAGCCGUGUGCUUAAUUCGCCACUACACCGUCUCUCCCCGGCCUGCCCCAUCCUCUCCCCCUUGUCCCAAACUUUCCCUCCCGCACCACCCUCCCCCUUGUCCCGCGCUUUCCCCUCCGCACCACCCUUUCCCCUCCGCACCACCCUUUCCCCGUUGUCCCACACUCUCCCCCUGCCCCGACCCCUCUCUCCCUGCCAACAGGUGACUGACGACAUGGUGAGGCGGAUUGCCAAGGAUGCUCUUAGGGAUCCCCGCGAGGAGGACGACGAGGAGGAGGCGGAGGAGGAGGAGAAGGGGAAGAAUGUCAGUGGAGGGAAAUGGGUGACAGUGGGUGAAGGGGAUGAGGAGGAGGAGGAGGAGGAGGAGAAAGGGGCCGAGGGGGAGAAGGAUGGAAACAGGCGUAUGGAGGAUGAUGAUGAGGAGGAUGAGGAGGGGGAGGGGGAGGAGGAGGACGACGAAGAGGAUGAGGAGAAGGAGGAGGAGGAGAAGGAAGAGGAAGAGGAGGAGGAAAAGGAGAAGAAGGAGGAGAAUGAAGUGGAGAAGGAUAGAGAAAAUGAUAAAGAGAAGGAUGAUGGAAAAGAGAAGGAGAAGAGGAGUGCUAGGGGCGAGGAGAGGAGCAAAGAGAGGGAUGAGAGGAGGGGCAAGGAGAGGGGGAAGGAGAGGGAGAAGGAGAGGAGUGGUGAGAAGGUUGGGGAGGGGGAGAAGGAGAGAGACAGGAAGGGGAAGGAGAGGAAGAGGGAUGGAGAUGAGGAGGGUAGUAAGGAUGAAAGCAGGGAGGAGGGUGGCAAGGAGAGGAAGGGAUCGCAAGUUGAGAAAGAAAAGAAGGAGAAGGAGGAGAAGGAGGAGCGAAGGAGCAAGGAGAAGCGAGAUAGGAAAGACAAGUCCGAGGGCAAGAGUAAGGAGGAGAGCAAAGAGAAGAAAGGAAAAGCUGAUGCUGAUGCUGAUAGUGACGGCGGCAGGAGUGAAGAGCGGGGGAGGGGAGGCAGGCACGGGCGAUUAGACAAAAGGAGGGCAAGCAGGAAGGGCAGGCAUCGCAGCAAGUCUCGCUCCCCGUCCCCUCAACCCGAGCAGUCAGGCAGUGGUGGAGACGAGGAGGAGGAGGAUCGUGGCAGGUAUGCCCUCUUCCAUGCCCUACCUACCCUCCCCACCUCAUCGCUCACUUCUGCUCGUCCUCCUUUGCUGUGUUAUUCCUGUCAAUGA
Messenger RNA from Closterium sp. Naga37s-1, 2697 nucleotides. Lineage: Eukaryota; Viridiplantae; Streptophyta; Zygnematophyceae; Desmidiales; Closteriaceae. The record is from the annotation of a GenBank genome assembly.